Molecule: messenger RNA, 697 nt
Organism: Corylus avellana
Lineage: Eukaryota; Viridiplantae; Streptophyta; Magnoliopsida; Fagales; Betulaceae
Product: actin-depolymerizing factor 5
Biological process (GO): actin filament depolymerization
Cellular component (GO): actin cytoskeleton
Molecular function (GO): actin binding
Source: RefSeq, a predicted model, not a curated record
UGCCACUCUCUCAAAUUCAGACCACUUUAAUCACAUCACAACAACCAUGGCUAUGGCAUUCAAGAUGGCCACCACAGGAAUGUGGGUGACAGAUGAGUGCAAGAACUCGUUCAUGGAGAUGAAGUGGAAGAAGGUGCAUAGGUACAUAGUGUUCAAGAUCGACGAGGGGUCGAGGCUGGUCACCGUCGAUAAGGUUGGCGGCCCCGGUGAAGGCUACGAUGACCUCACCGCAUCGUUGCCGGACGAUGAUUGCCGAUAUGCUGUGUUUGAUUUCGAUUUUGUCACAGUUGAUAAUUGUCGGAAGAGCAAGAUCUUCUUCAUUGCAUGGUCUCCGACGGCUUCAAGAAUAAGAGCAAAAAUACUGUAUGCAACCUCCAAAGCUGGGCUGAGGAGAGUGCUGGACGGCAUCCACUAUGAAGUCCAGGCAACCGACCCGGAUGAGAUGGGAAUGGAUGUGAUCAAGGACAGGGCCAAAUAGAUUGGGGGCAUCUUACUUUUAUUUAAUAACUCCAACCAUAUGUGCUUUUCUUCUUGUUGCUUUCUCUUUUUUUUUUUCUAGAUAAUUAGCACUAAUGUAAGCUAAUCUUCCAAUUUGUAAUAAUAAAUUAUGUCUUCGUGUGUGAUAAUUUAAUGACAAAAGGGCCUUUUGAUGUAAUCCCUUUCAUCAUGGAAAGGUAAAAAAGGUGAAUUAGUGUGA